UUAUCCACAACUAAUCCCGAAUUCCUUUCCAUAACCCGAAUCCGAAUGUCUGACCGCUGCGAAGAUACCACUCAUUCUCCCUCGGAACGUAAACGAUCUCUUCCGACUGACGACGACGAUGAUGACCUUAGUGUUGACGAAGGAAGAGCUAGGUACAAGCGUCCUGCUUUGAAUAAUUCAGGUGGAGAGGAAGAUGCUUCUUCAGAGUAUGGUGCAGAAGAUCCCUAUCGAGACCCUGAUGAACCUAAUGCAGAAGAUAGAGCUGUAUCCCCUGACUCUGAUGCCAUGUUGGAUGUGAACGUUCGUUCUCCUGCUGCGGCAGAAAAAGAGAAAAAUGCAGAGACUGAAUCUACGCUCCCUACUAUUUCUUUGCGUGCACUUGUUACGACCAAAGAAGCCGGCGUUAUUAUCGGGAAAGGGGGGAAGAAUGUUAGUGAAAUUCGAGAUAGAUCCGGUGCUAAAGUUACAAUAUCAGAAAUGGUUCAAGGUACAUAUGAAAGAAUUCUGACAGUCACUGGACCUUUAGAUACAGUUGCAAAGGUAUUUCAUGCUUUCUCUUUAGUAGCUCGGAAAAUCUUGGAUGAAAAUUUGGAUGCACCAUCCACAUCUAGUUCAAAGGCCACUACAAUCAGGCUCCUUGUUCCCCAUUCUCGUAUGGGUCCCGUCAUUGGUAAAGGUGGAUCCAAAAUUAAAGACAUCCAAGAAAAGUCUGGUGCGAGGUGUCUUGCCUCCGAAGAAAUGCUCCCUCAGUCCACAGAACGAACUAUUUCCAUCACGGGUGUUCCCGAUUCUAUUCACAUCGCAGUUUUUCAUGUCGGAGAGGAGCUAGCCAAGCAUCAGAACGACAGAAACGCUAAUGUUACUCAAUAUCGACCUCAGCAACGUCUUAUAUAUCAUCAGGCUGCACCGAUCGCAGGAAAUCCAUUUUAUGUUGGGCUUCCUCCCGGUCCACCGUAUACACGGGAAUUCAUGCAGGGACCUCCAGGACCUAUUAACCAUCAGCCUCCGCCAGGAUCCCAAGCUCAACAAAUUUUUAUUCCAAAUGAUAUGGUCGGUUGUAUCAUUGGCAAGGGAGGUAGCAAGAUAAAUGAAAUCAGGCACCUCUCUGGCUCGCAUAUUAAAAUUGCCGAACCGCAUGGAAACACCAACGAACGGUUGGUUACUAUUACCGGAACUCCGGAGUCUAAUCAAAUGGCUCUUUAUCUGCUUUAUAGCCGCCUUGAAGCUGAAAGGAGAAAACCGAGCGUGUAA
Molecule: messenger RNA, 1251 nt
Organism: Acaulospora colombiana
Lineage: Eukaryota; Fungi; Glomeromycota; Glomeromycetes; Diversisporales; Acaulosporaceae
Source: the annotation of a GenBank genome assembly